Molecule: messenger RNA, 1053 nt
Organism: Pocillopora meandrina
Lineage: Eukaryota; Metazoa; Cnidaria; Anthozoa; Scleractinia; Pocilloporidae
Source: the annotation of a GenBank genome assembly
AUGUCAACGAACUCCGACAGCGACAUGGACGCCAAGAAGUUAGAAUUUUUCUGGGGCCCGGUUCCCAAAUACUACUGGGUUCUUAGCGCUAUAAAUGGACUAAUUACCCUGAUAUGUAAUGGAUUAGUCAUCUUCAUAAUACUUAAACGAGAAAGGCUUUACCGAAAUCCUUGCAACUGGUUACUUUUAUCACUGGCUUUUUCUGACCUAACAGUGGGAAUAAUUAUGAUCCCGUCGCUGUUUCUCUGCUACUUUUCGACCAUACCGUGCGACUGGAAUGUGAACAAAAUUGUGUACGACCUGUUUCUUUACAUUUCCGUCACAAAUCUUUGUUUUCUCACUAUGGAUAGAUACAUUGCAGUGGUGUUUCCUCUUAAAUACAGCCUGCUUAUCCCUCGAAAGUCCACCAUCAAGUUGUUAGUAACAGCUUGGCUAUUUCCUCUGGUUGUAUGCGGUGUUUCUCUUGUGAUAAAUCUGCUCACCAUAGCCGAAACAUCAAAAAAAAUUUUAGAACAUGUAUUUGUGGUCAUAAAAGUUACCACAUUUGAAUUGCUGCCUUGUGCGUUAAUGCUACUUGCCUACAUACACAUCUUUCAAAUAAGCCGAAGACACGCCAGACACAUAAACUCCCUUCACAGAAGCUUAAGGAGAAGGAGUGAUAGCACAGCCAGUGAAACAAAAUGGCGCGCAAAAUCGACCAUAAAAGUGUUCUGUGUAGUUGUUCCUCUUUUCGUUAUUUGUUGGACUCUAGCAUCGUGGAGAGAGAUUUGUUCGGCGUUCAACCGCUGCUCAAUACCUCCGACCGCCGUUCACAUUUCGCGACUUCUGUUAAAGGGGCACUCCAUGAUUGAUCCUAUCGUCUACGCACUACAUAAAAAAGACAUUCGCAAGGAGCUAUUUCAGACCGCCGGCAUGUCUCAUCUGCUUACACUUGACAUUCGGCCGCGAAGCUUCAGGAGUGGCAGUGAAAAUUCCUAUACAGUUUCAUGCGAAAGGGACGCGCCUCGAAUGGAAAAUGACAUUGACAACUUUGGCACCUACACUGCUCUGUAA